Messenger RNA from Molossus molossus (Pallas's mastiff bat), 1986 nucleotides. It is a transcript of the gene ZGPAT, whose product is annotated as zinc finger CCCH-type and G-patch domain containing. Gene Ontology annotation, biological process: negative regulation of DNA-templated transcription; regulation of transcription by RNA polymerase II. NCBI's taxonomy places the organism in Eukaryota, Metazoa, Chordata, Mammalia, Chiroptera, Molossidae. The record is from RefSeq and is a predicted model, not a curated record. Gene Ontology annotation, cellular component: nucleus. Gene Ontology annotation, molecular function: RNA polymerase II cis-regulatory region sequence-specific DNA binding; DNA-binding transcription factor activity, RNA polymerase II-specific; metal ion binding. The coding region runs from base 195 to 1742 and encodes 515 amino acids. The transcript is spliced from 7 exons.
CCCAGCCAGCCGGGGCCACCGCGCCUUCUCCCAACUCGGCCGCGCCCCUCAGGCGGCGCAGGGCGCACGGCAGGACCCCCGCAGGCGACACACGGAGACGCCCCGCUUUUCGGAGGCGGGGCUGCGCUCCUGCUGCCCUCUGAGGACCCAGGACUCGCCCUGCCGCCCCAGGACACCAGCCGCUGCCCCGCAGGAUGGACGAGGAGAGCCUGCAGAGCGCGCUCCGCACCUACGGCGCACAGCUGCAGCAGGUGGAGCUGGCCCUGGGUGCCGGCCUCGAUCCUGCCGAGCUGGCCGACCUGCGCCAGCUCCAGGGAGACCUGAAGGAGCUGAUCGAGCUCACCGAGGCCAGCCUGGUGUCCGUCCGGAAGAGCAAGCUGCUGGCCACCCUGGACGGAGAGCGCCCGGAGCAGGACGCCGCCGAGUACCUGGCCCUCCAGGAGGCUGUUGCUCAGGCAGUGGAGGCGCCCGUCGCCCCCACGGCGGAACUGGACACUGUUCCUGAAGGAGAGGCAGGGCCAGUGCCCAGCCAGCCUGGGCUCGAGGAGGAUGAAGGGGAGGACUCGGAGGAGGACGAGGGAGAGCUGAGUGGGAGGAAGGUGAACGCCCCCUACUACAGUGCCUGGGGCACCCUGGAGUACCACAACGCCAUGAUCGUGGGCACGGAGGAGGCGGACGACGGCUCCGCGGGCGUGCGCGUGCUCUACCUCUACCCCACCCACAAGUCUCUGAAGCCCUGUCCCUUCUUCCUGGAGGGCAAGUGCCGCUUCCAGGAUAACUGCAGGUUCUCCCACGGGCAGGUGGUCUCGGUGGAUGAGCUGCGCCCCUUCCAGGACCCAGACCUGAGCUCCCUGCAGGCCGGCUCUGCGUGUCUGGCCAAGCAGCCGGAUGGUAUCUGGCACCCAGCACGGAUCACCGAUGUGGACAGCGGCUACUACACAGUCAAGUUUGACUCGCUGCUGCUGAAGGAGGCCGUGCUGGAGGGGGACAGCAUCCUGCCCCCCCUGCGCCCAGAGUCCUCAGUGUCCUCUGACUCGGACAGCGGUGACGUGGAUGACGCCAGCUAUGCCAGAGUGGUGGAGCCCGGCGCCGCUGGCCAGGGGACCUGCAGCUCUGCCUUUGCCGGCUGGGAGGUGCACACUCGGGGCAUCGGCUCCAGGCUCCUCGCCAAGAUGGGCUAUGAGUUUGGCAAGGGUCUGGGCCGACACGCGGACGGCCGGGUGGAGCCCAUCCAUGCUGUGGUGCUGCCGCGAGGCAGGUCGCUGGACCAGUGUGUGGAGAUCCUGCAGAAGCGGGCCCAGGGCAGCAAGGCUGGCUCCAGCAGGCCCCCGAGGCGCCGGGGCAGAGGGGGCGGGCCUGGGGGCCGCCCACCCCCUCGGAGCGUGUUUGACUUUCUGAACGAGAAGCUGCAGGGCCAGGCCCCUGGGACCCUGGAGGCAGGGGCGGCCCCCCCAGGGAGGAGGAGCGGCAAGGAGCUGUACCACGCCAGCAAGAGCGCCAAGCGGGCCCUGAGCCUGCGGCUCUUCCAGACCGAGGAGAAGAUAGAGCAGGCCCAGCGGGACAUCCGGGGCAUCCAGGAGGCCCUCGUCCGCAACGCUGGCCGGCACAGUGCGACCGUGGCCCAGCUACAGGAGAAGCUGGCGGGAGCCCAGCGGCAGCUAGGGCAGCUCCGGGCCCAGGAGGCGGGCCUGCAGCGGGAGCAGAGGAAGGCGGACACCCACAAGAAGAUGACCGAGUUCUAGAGCCCGCGCGUACAUGGACGGGACUCGGGCUGGCUCCUAGCUGCUGCCGUCCAGCUACUCGAUGCCCCCAAAAGGGGGCUGGCCCACCCCCAGGAUAGACCCCAUGGUCAGCCUUCUUGCCAGCCUGGGGUGUGCGGACACUGCUGGGGGAAGGUGGGGUACAGGGUCGUGCCUCGGAUGCUCAUGUGCCCACAGAGCCCCCCCCUGCCAGUGUCGGCUUUUCAAGAACAUUAAAGAGAUUUUG